Molecule: messenger RNA, 396 nt
Organism: Capsicum annuum
Lineage: Eukaryota; Viridiplantae; Streptophyta; Magnoliopsida; Solanales; Solanaceae
Exons: 3
Coding region: 1-396 (131 amino acids)
Molecular function (GO): nucleic acid binding
Source: RefSeq, a predicted model, not a curated record
AUGCGUGAUGUUAGCGAGGUGGCGCUUGGAGCUGUGUUGAGAGCGUAUUUGCUAGAGACCAAGGUGGUGGUCCACACUGAUCAUACAGCUCUGAGGGCUUCUUUAGCAAAAUACGGUGUUAAGAAACAUAAGGUGGCAACUCCAUACCACCCACAAACUAGUGGGCAAGUGGAGGUUUCAAACAGAGAAAUCCAAGACAUCCUUGCUAAAACUGUGAAUUCCAAUAGACAAGACAGGUCACAAAAGCUGGAUGAUGCUCUUUGGGCAUACAGAACAGCUUUUAAAAUGCCUAUUGGUAUGUUGCCAUACAAACUUGUGUAUGGAAAGGCAUGUCACUUGCCAAUUGAAUUGGAGUAUAAAGCAUUAUGGGCACUCAGAAGACUGAAGUCGGACUAG